UAUUGACACCACUCUGCAUGUUGCCGAGUAGUUAGUAAGAUCUCUGUCACCGCGGAGUGCGCACGUAGCCGCCAAACGUUAUGCGACUUACGCCGCUUGAUAAAUAAACGUACGCGGCACACUGAAAUUAUGACUUUUGGACUAAUCGCCGAAACAGAAGAAAGCGGCAGAUUAUUAGUUCUCGAUCGAAAAUUAAGAAUAGUGUCCAGAUAUUGGGAGGUCGACGGCGAUUGCACUGCCGAGAGGCUCCCCAAGCAGAGGCUACUUUUUGGACUUUAAAAGUUUCGCGAAAGUUUUUUUUUUUAUAGACACAAACAAAUUUCUAUUAGUGUUAAGUGCAAUAGGUGAACUGUGUUGUGUUGUUUUUAUUUUUGGGGGAUUUUUUUUUGGAUUCACAAAAUGGUUCCGCAACAAAUUUCGGAUGUGAGGUCCUUAACGCCUACGUCCAAUGGUGUUCCUGUUUUUGGUUCACAACUAGUCGACAAAAAUUCGUCGACACCAUACACUGAUGCCACUCAGACGAAAAAGAACAAUCCGAACCACAUCAAGAGGCCGAUGAACGCAUUCAUGGUCUGGUCGCAGAUUGAGCGCAGAAAAAUAUGCGAACAAACACCGGACAUGCACAACGCGGAAAUAUCCAAAAACCUCGGCCGUGUUUGGAAAACUUUGAACGACGAAGAGAGACAACCCUUCAUCGACGAGGCGGAGAGACUCAGGCAGCUCCAUAUGCGAGAGUACCCUGACUACAAGUACAGGCCUCGCAAGAAGACUGCGAAACCGGCGCAGAGGAACGGCGGUGUCACUAAGCAGAAGCGCAAACAACGCGCCGAUACGAAUAACAACAGAGGCGUUACCAGACGGCGAUCGCGGCCCACACCUCCCAGCGUCCCGAUGAUGCCCAUAGAGACGCCCGCACCGCCAGCUCUGCCCGCAUCUCCUGCUGGCUCGCCAGAUUCUCCCGAAUCAGCUUGCUUGUACGAUGACAAUUCCCGUCGCGAGCAGACCGACUUGACGGACCUGUACUCAAUCACGGACCUCCUCCGCCUGCCCGCAGACUGCGAGGUCGACCUGGACGUGCUCACGGACAUGGAGUCCUUCGAGACCGCGUCGUCCUCCUCGGGCUCGCACUUCGAGUUCUCCUGCACGCCGGACGUGUCUGACAUGCUGAGCGAGAUCGGCGUGACGAGCGCCUGGGACGAGACCGCGUUCUCGUCGUACCUCACGUCGUCUUAGAGCGGUGUAGGGUCGCCUCGGCCGCUGGCCGGUACCACUGAUCUCAUUUUCGAGCCGCCACACGGGGGCCGACGACGCGGCGACCGCUCGCCGCCCCGCCUAGAGAGUGCCUACAUCCAAUUGACGUGUCGACAUUUGGAUUCAAUGUACAAAGUUAUUUAAUAAGGUUUCGAGUGUGUUUAGUUCGCCGAUCGGCCACGUGGCCGAUUCACCUUGGUUCUCUCGGUUUAUCGUUUAGUUUAGAAAGUUAAGCCGGCGUCCUGGAAACGCGAGGUCGGAUCUGGUUAAUAUAGGCUGUGAGUUGGUUCUUUUAAACCGUUGCUUUCGUUGAUUUUUCAAAUUUAUCGGGGUGAUUUCCAAACGGCACGUCUCAGACGCAUCUCAGUAAAUAAUCCGUCUUACUCUCCGUCGCCUGGUUAGCAAGCCGCGGAGCUUGCAUUGCCGCACGCUCGCACCGCGUUGUCGCGUCCGUAUAUUCUAUAAGUGUACAUUACUCGAGUUGGCUUCUUUAUAGUAAGUUUGCAACCCUCGCUCCCUUACUUUAUUUUAUAACUUUUACCCUGUAGACAAUUUUUAUUUACGUUAACUAAACAUGUAUAAUUCGUAAUAGAAAAUUAAACUAGUUUAUAGUCAUCUUCUCUUGCGUUCGUACGUAAGUUCACUUAUAUUUUGAUGCACAUAGAUGAUAGUUGGAUUAUGAUUUACUGGCGGAAGCUGAUCGGAAUGUCAUUGGUAAGAAUUUCGGAGUGCGGGAUUUCGAGUAAGCUAUUUUUGGGAAGGGCCCUUGCCGUGUUCGCAUUUUGCAAAGAGCCACGCGCGUACCACUUUUGUCGGUUAUCUUUUUUACCGUUGCGCGCGUGACUCCUUCCAAACCUUUCGUUGGACGCACGGCUCGGGGAGCGUAGGUUCGAGUCUCUAUGUCUCGCUAUAUAUACGUUAGGUUGCUUAAGAUAAGGUUUCUACGUACGAUGGUAAGGUAUAAUGUAAAGUUACGACGGCACCUCAGGAUCGAUGCUAAGGGACACUUCAACUUUCUCCUUGAUUUCUUUGGUCUUUAUGCUUCACAAAGUCUAUAGAAAGAUACAUAUCAAUGAAGGGAACGUACUGUAUCGCGGGACGGUUAUAGUCAAUCGAACAAAACUAUAGCUCGGUUUCACUCAAAUAUUUUGCUGUUUCAUACUCUGUGAUUUACUUUACGGAAUUUCUAAAUUAUAAGGAUAUAUAGUGGAGACUGAUAUCGCAUAGAUUAGUUUUAGCAGCGCUAGCUUCUCGAACUUUUUUUAUUUUUAGAACUGGGCAUAACUCUUAAUGAUAAAACAAGACAUAUUUUUGAUAUUUUGCUUCUCUGUGGCAAUCGGGCUUGUAAUUACGAACAUAGCUACAUUUUCAACCCAGCCCGUCUCGAUUACCACAGCAAAGCGCUCAACAAAACUAUUUGUAUUUUCAUAAACUGUCAAUUCAUUGAAAAUCAUGUCAGUUAUUUGCGUACUAUAUACAAACUAGCCUCUCUCGUUUUAAGAUAUUUGUAAACUCGGUGUAAACUUUACUUCAGAUAACGAAAUCCAUAUUUGUAGAUAAUCUGUGUCCCACAUAUAAAAUAAGGGAUCCGUUGUGCUCUAUUCAUAAAAAACAAAAUGCUUUACUUAUACUAUUAUAUUCUUAUAAACAUAUUGUAAAAACUUCGUGUACUUAGUGAGUGUCUACGAAAUCCAAUUAUUUUUAAAGAUGCAUAAAACGUGUUAUCUAUACAUUAUUUGUAUUGCAAAUCUGUAAUUUAUACUAUCUACUGUGUGUUGUAGGGCAAUAUGAUAUAUUAUAUAUACAAUCGAUACUUUAUAAAAGAUAAAAAAAUAAAUUCGUGCCUAAGAAAAAUUUCGAUUUCAAAUGUAUAUUUUAGUGAUGCUCAAAUUUAUCUUUAUAAGCGAGUAGAUGUAGUUGCUGUUAUAUCGAUGUGAAAUUAUUAACACUUAGAUUUUCAAUUACCAGGUUUGCAUUUUGUAUUGUUUGCUUUUAAACCUUACGAUAACGAGUUCUACCAAUGUGUACAUUCAGUUGUAUCUAUUUUAUGUUAAACAUGUUACGUCUGAUCAAUUUUUAACCGACUUCAAAAAAAGGAGGAGGUUAUCAAUUCGGCUGGUAUGUUUUUUUUUAUGUAUGUACA
Molecule: messenger RNA, 3394 nt
Organism: Colias croceus (clouded yellow)
Lineage: Eukaryota; Metazoa; Arthropoda; Insecta; Lepidoptera; Pieridae
Product: transcription factor SOX-4-like
Exons: 2
Coding region: 400-1233 (277 amino acids)
Biological process (GO): anatomical structure morphogenesis; cell differentiation; regulation of DNA-templated transcription
Molecular function (GO): RNA polymerase II cis-regulatory region sequence-specific DNA binding; DNA-binding transcription factor activity, RNA polymerase II-specific
Source: RefSeq, a predicted model, not a curated record